ACCAACCAACCACCACCACACAAACCACAAUACAGAAAAAAAUACCGGCAUAAUUUUUCAAAACACCCGGGAUUGUUCUCAAAUGUCACGCGCACUAAGCCACUGGGUCCCAACAGAACAAACUCCGCUGCGUCCCAAACGUGCAGGUGCAGCAAUGUUGCAGACACACGCAGACGAGAGAGAGAGAGAGGGGGGUACAGCAAUGACGCGAGAAUGCCACCUUUGUCGCUGAAAACAGAAGAGAUCCGCUCUAAGAAGGGUCAGCGGUGGGGCGUAGCAGCAGCAGCAGGCGUGACUGCGUCCUGCGGCAGUAGCGGCACUGAAGCCCUCACUCACAAUGAGCGCGGCCGCGUGCCGCCACCACCACCGCCGCCACCGCCGAGUUUGAGCAAAGAGCCAGCAGCGUGCCAGGAACAUUCACACUUUAGAUGAACUUGUCCACGACUCCUCUUUGACGCCACCAGAGCAUCACGAUACUUGGCCGGGAAGUAUUUAAACGCGGGAGCGCAUUUGGCUAAGCCAGCUUCGGUCUUGAAGCGCAAAGUCAGUCGUGGAAGAAGCUUUUUAUUGUGCGAGACUGGUGGAAUUUUUUUUCCCCUCUCUCUCUCUCCAUAUUUUUACGCACACACGCACACACUAACACACUCCCUCUCUCUCUCUCUUCCAAAGUCCAGCAGCCCAUGCAAGUGGCCAUGAUCUACGAUGGUCGCUAAUGUGCGUUGACGACAGUUUUUAUUGCUGGGCAUAAAAGUCAAGAGCGAGAGACGCACACACAGGGAGAGAGGGAGAGAGGGAGGGAGAGCGACGCAGAAGAGAUAUAUAUAUUCACACCUAGUUUGCUGGACCUGGCCCCUGGGCUGUUUGUACAGCUGUCGAUGCGAGCCAUGUUCUCGGUGCUGCUGCGAUGCUGCGCCCUGCUCUGCGUGCUCUCGUCCGGGGCGGGUGCCGUGGCGUCCUGCGAGCCCGUGCGCAUCCCCAUGUGCCAGAGCAUGCUGUGGAACAUGACCCGAAUGCCCAACCACCUGCACCACAGCACGCAGGAGAACGCCAUCCUGUCCAUAGAGCAGUUCCAGGACCUCCUGGACACGCAGUGCAGCGCCGUGCUGCGCUUCUUCCUGUGCGCCAUGUACGCGCCGAUCUGCACCAUCGAGUUCCAGACAGACCCCAUCAAGCCGUGCAAGGCGGUGUGCGAGGCGGCGCGGGACGCGUGUCGGCCCGUGAUGCGCCAGUACAACCACGACUGGCCCGAGAGCAUGGCGUGCGACGAACUGCCCGUGUACGAGCGAGCGGUGUGCAUCUCGCCGGAGGCCAUCGUCACGGUUAUGCCAGAAGAUGAGAAGAGCACAGACUCGACGUCAGUCGUGUUCAUGCAGACCGAGGGGCCUCACCCUCCACCGGCGUGCCGCAACAACAGCCCAGAGCGAUGCAAAUGUCGAAAAAUCAAGGCCAACCAAAAGACGUACACUGCCAAAAAUUACAACUAUGUGAUCCGCGCCCGAGUGAAGGACGUUCACAGGAGCGGCUGCAGUGAGAUUCAAACGACAGUGGAGGUGAAGGACGUCAUCAAGUCAUCGGGCGUCAGCAUCUCGCGUGGGGACGUCCACCUGUACACCAACUCCUCCUGCCUGUGCCCUGAGCUUCUAACUGCCGACGAGUACAUCAUUAUGGGCUAUGAGGACCGCAUGCGCACCAGGUUGUUGCUGUUUGAUGGCUGUGUGGCUGAAAAAUGGAAAGAACGUUGGGGAAAGAAAGUAAAGCGCUGGGACCAGAAGCUGGGCAGACCAAAAGGCCCUGGAAGGAGCACCACAGGCAUCAGAAGGUCCGGGAGCAGUGGCAGACCCAAGGGUGGCCCCAGCGACGACGGCAAAAACAGCCGCAGCAAGGACAGGGGCGGCCGGCCGAGAAGUGGAUGAGAGCCUGAGACGGACGUGAGCUAGCGAGCGGUGUGUGCGUGGUGAGCACUCGGGCGAGAGUAAAAGGGGUGGUGAUGUUUAUAUUGCACUAUUGAACUUCUGAUGUACAGCUGUUACUCUUUCUGACACCACUAGUCUCGAAGACUAUUUAUGAGAGAAAAAAAAAAUUAAGAUCAGAUAGCAAGUUGUGAUCAAAAGUAAUAGUGAAGAUCCUGAAAUCAUUACUUAGAGCUUGAGAUUGUAAUGUUUUGUGAAGGUUCCUCUUUUUUUUGCACAGCAUAUUAAUCACUUUUUUUUGUCUUUAAAUAUAAAUAUAUAAAAGAAAUUAUACAUUAUGCUUGCUGAGGCCUGCUACAAUCAGCCAGAGUGCUGCAUACUAUGCUGCUUUAAAUAAGAGAGUAAAUUACCUCUAGAUUAGUCUCCUGAGGAGUAAAAAAAAUGCUGAGAUUCACAGCUGUUAUCAUGACAGCAUGUUACGUAUCAACAGUGUGUUAUGGUAUAUUCAGUGUAAAUGAAAAAAAAACAUCACUUUUAAAGGUAUAUUGUAUCCUUUUAACAGCAAGUCGGCAGGCCUGCAUUAUGUUCAAGGUAUAUUGGACAGUGUUUCAGGGCUAGAAGUGUAACCCGCUGCAUACAUUGGCAUUCUAUAAUUGUUCACAUCCAGGCAACAUUUUAUUUGAUGUAAAUCAGUGAGGAUGCAUAUGAAAGUCUGGUUCUAGUGAAGGCAAACCAUGUAAUGAUGAGUUGCACCGAACAAUAUAAAGACAAUUGAGCCAUAUUCCCAAUUGACUGCCUGCAAUGUGGACGUAAAAAAAUGAUACACAUAUAUUUGAACGUAAAAAUAAAUAUGGAUUGUAAGGUAUUGACAGUGUUUAAGCUUUUUCAAAAUCUGAAUAAGAUGGUAUAGUAUAAGGGGGACGGCCAAAAUAAUGACACCACCACAAAAUCUUGAACGGACAUCCUCGCUCUUGGGAUGUUUCAGCGCCGACUUUAAACAGCCAACAGCGAUUUAAAAAAAAAUGCGACCCUUUCUAGCCCUGUUUGCUGUAUUGCAUGGCAAAAUAUCUUGAGAAUGAGAUGUGUUUGCAUCAGUAUCUUAUAAUACGUCAAUAUGUAAUACGCUACUGCGAGUGGACUGCAUGGAUUGUUUGCAUACAAAAAAAAGAAUGCACACGUUUCUAGCUAAUCUAGAAUGCACACCAAUAUCGUCAUUCAAGAGUUGCCUUCGCCUGGGAGGAAAGGAGUUUUCCUCGUGGCACAACUGGGCUAAGCGUGCUAUGUGCGUCAACAGUACGUUGUUCUGUGUAAGACCUGCACACCGCCUGAUCAUUUCACGCUGAACAGAUCAUCGCACAAGAGAAAAUAUAUUUCCAUUCUAUGAAUGACUUAAAUGAAUGACAAGAAGGAUUUUUGAAAUAGCCUUUAGGAGAUAUUGUAAUUUUACAACACAAAAAUAAUGUUGUUUAAGAGCCCUGUAUAUUCAAAAGCUUCAGUGGGCAUUGUGUGAAGCUAACAAAGUUUGAACUACAAGUAAUGUACUUUGAGUGUGCAUGAUAAAGGCAAGUAUACGGUAUAUCAUGUAUGUAAGUAAUCGUAAAAUGUGAACGUAUAUAUCCGAUUAACUCUAGUCGGCUUUCAUUCUGCGCCACGGUGGGUGCAUAUGAAUGGCUGGGAGUGCAUGCCAUCAUUGGGACAUUUAUUUCUGGGAUGCAUUUAAAGCAUUCGGUAAUUAACAGAAAAAAAGAAAACUUCCACACAGAAACACGGUACGUGCAAAUGCAUCAGACAGUAUAGUGCUGUGUCCUUUGAUAUGAGGGUGCUGUCUGCAAAAUGUGUGCAGAGGUUCUGUGAAUUUUUGAUCUCAUGUGCUCGCACCUGCCUUGUACUGCCUCUAUAAGAAAGUGCCGCAUCAUCAGAAUAAAGGAUGCAUUGUUGCCACGUCACUAA
Petromyzon marinus (sea lamprey) is the source of this 3860-nucleotide messenger RNA. It is a transcript of the gene FRZB, whose product is annotated as frizzled related protein. The record is from RefSeq and is a predicted model, not a curated record. Gene Ontology annotation, cellular component: cytoplasm. Gene Ontology annotation, molecular function: Wnt-protein binding. Lineage: Eukaryota; Metazoa; Chordata; Hyperoartia; Petromyzontiformes; Petromyzontidae. Gene Ontology annotation, biological process: canonical Wnt signaling pathway; non-canonical Wnt signaling pathway.